AUGGCCAUCCUCGCCCCUUCACCCGACGGCCACCCUCGCCCCUUCACCCGAUGGCCACCCUCGCCCCUUCACCCGAUGGCCACCCUCGCCCCUUCACCCUCUGGCCACUCUCGCCCCUUCACCCUCUGGCCACCCUCGCCCCUUCACCCGAUGGCCACCCUCACCCCUUCACCCGAUGGCCACUCUCGCCCCUUCACCCUAUGGCCACCCUCGCCCCUUCACCCGAUGGCCACCCUCGCCCCUUCACCCGAUGGCCACCCUCGCCCCUUCACCCGAUGGCCACCCUCGCCCCUUCACCCGAUGGCCACCCUCGCCCCUUCACCCUAUGGCCACCCUCGCCCCUUCACCCGAUGGCCACCCUCGCCCCUUCACCCGAUGGCCACCCUCGCCCCUUCACCCGAUGGCCACCCUCGCCCCUUCACCCGAUGGCCACCCUCGCCCCUUCACCCAAUGGCCACUCUCGCCCCUUCACCCAAUGGCCACUCUCGCCCCUUCACCCGAUGGCCACCCUCGCCCCUUCACCCGAUGGCCACCCUCGCCCCUUCACCCGAUGGCCACCUUCGCCCCUUCACCCGAUGGCCACCCUCGCCCCUUCACCCGAUGGCCACCCUCGCCCCUUCACCCGAUGGCCACCCUCGCCCCUUCACCCCAUGGCCACCCUCGCCCCUUCACCCCAUGGCCACCCUCGCACCUUCACCCGAUGGCCACCCUCGCCCCUUCACCCGAUGGCCACCCUCGCCCCUUCACCCGAUGGCCACCCUCGCCCCUUCACCCUAUGGCCACCCUCGCCCCUUCACCCGAUGGCCACCCUUGCCCCUUCACCCGAUGGCCACCCUCGCCCCUUCACCCGAUGGCCACCCUCGCCCCUUCACCCGAUGGCCACCCUCGCCCCUUCACCCAGCGCUCACCCUCCGCCCCUUAGCAAAGGUCCCCUCCAUCGGCCACUGCAUUAAUUUACGACGGCGCCGUGUCGAGCCUAUAAGUCUGUCUGCAACACAGAAUAUCAUCACAGAUAUGACGAGUGAAAUUGAAAAAGAUCCGCACUGA
Messenger RNA from Penaeus indicus, 1047 nucleotides. RefSeq names its product nascent polypeptide-associated complex subunit alpha, muscle-specific form-like. The transcript is spliced from 2 exons. Lineage: Eukaryota; Metazoa; Arthropoda; Malacostraca; Decapoda; Penaeidae. Bases 1 to 1047 code for a protein of 348 amino acids. The record is from RefSeq and is a predicted model, not a curated record.